Candida albicans SC5314 is the source of this 1398-nucleotide messenger RNA. It is a transcript of the gene CLN3, whose product is annotated as cyclin. The record is from RefSeq and is a predicted model, not a curated record. Bases 1 to 1398 code for a protein of 465 amino acids. Gene Ontology annotation, biological process: regulation of cyclin-dependent protein serine/threonine kinase activity; mitotic cell cycle phase transition; regulation of G1/S transition of mitotic cell cycle. Gene Ontology annotation, cellular component: cyclin-dependent protein kinase holoenzyme complex; nucleus; cytoplasm. NCBI's taxonomy places the organism in Eukaryota, Fungi, Ascomycota, Pichiomycetes, Serinales, Debaryomycetaceae. The transcript has a single exon. Gene Ontology annotation, molecular function: cyclin-dependent protein serine/threonine kinase regulator activity.
AUGUUUCCUAAUUCACCUGAUGCUUUCCAUCAAGUUAGGAUGAUGCAAUCCCUGAUCAAAGCAAGUAAUUUCAAGUUACAAUCAAUGGAAUUUAGAUGUCAUUCAAAUAAUGUAUGUGAAUAUCAAAUGGAAAUGUUGCAUCACUUGUUAUCAGUUGAAGCUAAAACAUUGCCUAAUUUAUCAUUAAUUGAACAGCAACCAGAAAUCAAAUUAGGUAUGAGACCAUUGUUGUUGGAUUUCUUAAUGGAAGUUAUCACUAUUCUCAGCUUGUCUAGAUCUACAUUCCCUUUGACUGUCAAUUUGAUUGACCGUUAUUGUUCAACCAGAAUUGUCAAGAAACAACAUUACCAGUUGUUGGGAUUGACUAGUCUUUGGAUCAGUUGUAAGAACUUGGAUUCAAAGUUCAAAGUUCCUACAUUGAAUGAUUUGAGAAAAAUUUGUGUUGACAGUUAUUACAAAGAAUUGUUUGUGGAAAUGGAGAAACAUAUUUUAAAAUCAUUAGAAUGGGUCGUCAAUGCUCCGACAUUUGAUGCCUUUAUUGAUUUGUAUUCAAACUUGUUGAUUUCUAACAGCAGUAACUUUGAGGUUGCAAACAUUAUCAAAAAAUCAUCUCAUAAAAUAAAAUUGUUUUCCAAUUAUAUUGGUGAAUUGUUCCAGUUUUAUCCAAACAUUUAUUACGAUUACACAUCGUCACAAAUUGCUUUGAUUGCUAUUUUAAUCACGGUCUUGACGUUGAAGAUUCCUGUUGAUUUAAUUAGUUUGUUGAACUUUUACAAUGGAUUGGUUAAAACUGAAAUGUUUAAAUCCAAUGUUGAACAAGGUGCUGAAGAUCAGUUUGAGGAAAUUCUUUCAGUUGACUCUUUCAAAUCAUUAUUCAAUAAGAGUUUCUUCAAGAACUUGAUCAAGAUAAUUGAUAAUCCUCCAAGCAGUCUCAAGAUUAAGUACUUUGCUGAGAAUGGUAAAUAUUCGGUAUUGAUGAAACAGUUGGUCACUACUGCUUCCAACACCUUGAAGUGUAUAUUGGAUCCUGUUCCAACAACACCAAAGGCUAAUAGUUUUGUCAAACAUCAACAACAACAACACCAUUAUCACCCAAGACCGCCAAUGAGUAUUAAUACCUCAAUGAUUCCAUUGACACCUGUAUCCAAUAGCACUAGCCCUAAUAGAUUCAGUCCUGAUCAGAUAUUUUCGGAAAAUGAGUCUACUCCUGGUAUUGCCUUUGGUACCAUGACACCUGAUUCCCAAUCAACAUCACCUGGGGAAAAACGAAGUUAUGAAUGCAUUGAUGAGUUAGAGAUUGGCACAUCAACCAUUGCUGGUUACACACUCAAAAAUCAUGAUACAUUGAAAAGAUCGAAGAGUGCUAAUUAUGGUACACUUUUCUAUCUUCAACAAUAA